CCUAUGGGGCCUUACGUUUUGGGGAUGUUGUUCAUAUUAUCAAGCGGAUUGCGUCGGCCAAAUGGCGAUGUUUUUUGUUUUUUGUUUCUUGAAGUCAGGCAACGAGAAGCUAAAUAUUGAGACGUGGGACAUCACACCAACCCGUGUCCCAUGUAAGCAAUGUGUGUAAUAUAAUUAGUUUCAGCAGGAAUACACCACGGUUGCAAGUGUCGUCUUGACAUAGCUAAUAUGGGCGGGGAAGGAUUACCUUACUCCAGUCACGUACACACCGAAACUGUGAUGUUUUGAAGACACCGAAACCAAGCUCUGCUGAGUCACACCGAAACUUGGCCCCAUUCCAUGCUGACAGGGGUGUGAAACGUUAGCUUCGGGAUGAGUCAUAAGCUUUGUGUGCACUGAACAAAGUAGUCUAUUUGUGUGACUCCACCAGAUAUUUCAUAUUCAACUUCAAGGCCAGGCGUCAGAAUUGCGGUGGGAGAUUGAAAUUAAUCUGAUGAUAAGUCAACAGCCGCUGUAAUAAUGGCGUCAACAGAUUCGCGUACUCUAACGGGCUUCCUGGAGAAUCCUGACACGGAGGAGGGUGUACGUGUUGAGCAGAAAGAACUGGUAUAUAAGCAGAAACGGUCAGGGCCACAAGAAAGACACCAGAAAGUUCCCAUCAAAGUUGUCUACAUACGCCGUAAGAAGGACCGUGAAGAUGUCAGAGGCAAGAAGUUAACAACAGACGAUUUUUUCGUCGAGACGGACUACACUGAUGCUAAAAUGUGCUCACUGUUCCGAGAACACGACGUCGGCCAUUUUGUCGUCCUCCAUUUUGAUCUGAGUACACCGCCUCAUGUCGUGUCGGCAGUGUUGAGGUCAGGCUUCAAAGUAACGGUUGGGAAAGGGCAGAGGCGUCAUUAUGUGUUCUUCGGUCACAGCGCGAGUCAGCUCCGAGAGAGAACGUGCAUUCUGUACGAUCAAGGGGUCUUGGGUCCUUGGGAACGGUUGGUCAACGGGUUUGGCGAGUUUGAAGCUAUCAAAAACCCUUCCAAGCGAGCAGCACGAAUUGGUCUUUUGCUCUCGACGGCGACAAAGUGCCUCGAGCUUGACGAGAAGGAAAUAGAUCACACCAGUGACAUCGAGCGCGACGGGUUCACGUUCACCGACGGGUGCGGGUUCAUAUCUGUAGCCUGCGCCAGAAAAAUCAUGCAGGACAAAGACAUUUCUGAGCGUUACCGACACCAGGAUCCACCGGUCCCGUCUGUUAUCCAGUUCCGCAUGAAGGGAUGUAAGGGUGUCGUCAUGACCGAUCCGUCUCUCCCCAACGGCGUGUGCAUUCGCCCCUCACAAGAGAAGUUCAAGUGGAAGUUACCGCCGCCCCAUGUCUUCGGCGUGUGUGACGACGGCAUCUCGCAGCCUUACACGUUUGGUCAGCUCAACAAACAGUACAUCAUGAUGCUCUCCGCGCUCGGCAUCAAAGACGAGGUGUUCCUGUCAAAACAAGAGACGUAUUUCAAGGAACUCGAUCGCUUAGAGACUGACAAAGAAGUAGCAUUUCGCCACCUCUGUGCCCGGGGAUACAUAGGUCUCGCCGAACGCCUGUUCUCGCGAGAAGGCGGGCCAGACAACGAGACACUGGAGAUACUUCGGGGAUUCCGGAGUAGGGUACGACGUCCCCCGAAAGCCAACAAACUCCACAAACUCCUCAACACAAAACCUGAGCCAGCAAGAGCCUUGAAAAUACCCAUAGAAAAGUCCAGGAACGUGUUCGGCGUCUGUGAUCCUUCAGGCACGCUUGAGCCCGGACAGUGCUUCUUCCAAGCCACAGUCAGAGGGAAAAUGCAGGUCUUUGCGGACACGAAGGUGGCCGUGGUGAAGUGUCCGUGCUACCAUCCCGGGGACUUCCGCGUCUUGCAGUGUGUCAAUGUGGAGGAGUGCCGACAUCUUGUGGACUGCGUAGUGUUUCCUGUGCAAGGUGAGCGGCCACAUGCUGAUGAGAUAGCCGGAAGCGACCUUGACGGAGAUAAGUUCUUUGUGUGCUGGGAUCCUGAUCUGGUUCCGGAGUGUGAGGAAGCACCGCUUUCCUAUCCAGGCGGAGAGGCUGCCAAGAAAGAACGUGUUUCCAUUGGAGACCUGAUUUCCGUGUUUGCUAACUACAACAGCCGCACGGUCAGCCGACUCAACGAGCUCUUCAACAGAUGGGCUGACGUCAAAGGCGUGACGUCAUCCGAGUGUCGCAAAAUCGCGAAGCUGUUCUCUACAGCGGUCGAUACCGCAAAGACGGGGAAAGGCGUUGAUAUUCCACCUCGCUUGCUCAAGCCACCAGACGCACAGGAGAAAAGAUACGUGUGGCAGAAGAUGUUGGAACGCGCCAAUCUCUACCUCGCCGACAGUGUGGCUGCAGACAGCGACCUGACGGUUAGAGUCUUUGAAGAGGCCGACAUCACAGACCUACUGAACAACAAGGACAUCAACGUCAGCGAGUAUCAGCUCUUCCGCUUCCUGUACAAAUGGUGUGAGAGUAACGGCCGACUGCAGGACCUUCAGAGAUAUGUGGGCCAAAUUGAUUUCACACGCUUCACGCCUAGUCAGAAAGUCAGAGUGGCAGUCGAUUGCCCUGAACUGCCCAUGGAGUACGUCAGCAAUGCCUUCUACAGAUCAAAAAUCCUGACGGAGAACGACAUAGAGCGGAUGGACAUUAUGUCGCCAAAUCAGUGGUCACUAUUCUACCGGGAGUCCGAUGAAGACAUAUCUUGGCCGACCGUCCGAAGCGUCUUGACGUCGGAAACCCCGAAACUGCUUAUCUUCGAGUUCUGCUUGGCGGGAACAGUCCUGGUGAUGGGGCUGUGUCUUCCCGGGCCGCUCGUGAUGGAGGACGUCAUCACUACAGACCAGAGCUCGGGACGUCCCACGGUGGUCUUCUUCUCGGACCACUCUGGCGGAGGGAUGGAAAUGGUGGACCUUCAGGAUGGCCAUAGGAACGACGACUACCUGUUGGAGCUGGACUCGGAACACCUACAGAUCUACAACGUCAGACGUCCGAGGACAUUCGUUUGGUUACGGUGGAGCGAUGAAGCCGUCAGGAUGAGCGUCGCGCUGGACAGGUUUCCGGGAGAACGCAGAGACCGCUCCGUCAAGCUGCAGAAGGAAGAAGUCCAGUCAGUUGAAGUGUUUUAUCAAGUUACACGUAUGCAGUGUGGCCCGAGCAUCUACACCGAGCGGCGGCAGCGGGAAGGCCUCUCAGAAGAACCACCACAAGCCGCACCAGAAGGGACGGACGUGGCAGGCACGGCGUUCAAUCUCAAUAUAGGGAGUCCUCGAGAAUUUCCUGAGCUGGGGGUUGAACUAGACGAGGAUAUUUCAGAGGAGGCUGAACGACUGCGCAAGUUUGAGUCCAUGUGUGAAGCCAUCUGUGAAGACGGAGAAGCCGGGACGCUGUCAAGUGACUCCCUAAACCAGAUCAUUCAUCGCUUUGGACAACUACCUGAGGCAGCCUUGAGGCUGGAAUCUCUGAUGUGGAAGUAUCGUGACCAAGUCAACCACCGACCUGAAGCUGAGGAGAGAUACUUCCACCUGCUCAUCAACAUAGUGUUCAUGACGUCAUACAUGUGUGUGCAGCCGGCAGCCAGCACAGACACGGAGUCAACACUCAUGAGAAUUCGCAGAUUUUGCAAGACUCUCCAGAGAGACGGUGUCGUCUUUGGACUUGACAGGUUACGGCAACUGUUCAUUCAUCUUCAGUACGCAGGCGUCCACUGCGCCAACAGUCUACUGGACAUGAUCAGAGAUGGUGUACUCCCCAUCAACCCUGCUGACUUCGUCCCCGGGCACGUGGAUUACUACUUACACUGGAGCGCGCUCUGCACCAUGGAAGUCCGGGAGGAAGUCUGUAGCUCCCGGAGCAGGGCUCUUCGCGCGAGGGAAGACGAGAUCUCGGUCAUACGCGUGGAAGAGGAUGAUGGUCGCUACUUCAUUGCUGACUGGGAGAAGAACGAGCUACCGCUGUCCGUCGGCGACCAGCUGCAGAUAACGGCGCUCCCGAUGUCUCAGGCUUCACCCGAAGUUAUAGUGACUGAAGUUAAAAUCGACAGGACAGAAGUAGAGCUGAAAGUCCUGUGGAACAACGGUGAGGCACAGCAUCAGUGCAUCACUCCCGGUCAGUUCGCCGCCGUCCACAUCGGGAAUUGUAUUUCCCACAGGAGGGUGAUGGCGGCACUCGACUGCCUCUGCGUGAAAGCCGACUCGGACACCCCCAGUAACCUGAUGUGUGAACGCGUCAUCUCGUCUUUCGGAGGUAACGUUGAUGGGCUGGCUGCUACCUUUGAGCAGGGCGGCGACGAAGACCGAAUGAGAGACGACGGCAUCCAAAGUGACGCAGAAGCACCACCCAAGGCGCCUGGAACAACAGAUGCGACCUCUACCGGUCCUACAAAUGAUGAAGAUCUCCAUACUGAUGCUCCGUUGGAACAUCAACGGACAGAAGCAGCAUUUGGAGGUUCGGACUUUGAUGCAGCUACAGGCAUGCGACCGAAGAAGCGAUGGUUCACGAAGAGUAUGAUGAACAGCAGCCAGGAAAAAGCCGUCCAAGCGGCCUCCUCGUCUGAGAUCACGCUGAUCCAGGGACCCCCGGGAACAGGGAAGACGAAGGCCGCCGCAGAGGUCAUCAUCCGAUGGCAGGGGCAAAGUGACAACAAGAUCCUGGCUGUGGCAGAGACAAACGAAGGAGUUGACAACAUCAUACAGAAACUUCUCGACAGAAAUGUUCCACAAGAACAGAUACUGCGCGUAGGUCAGCCAGAGAAGGUGAGGUACGGCCUCAGGCACCUGACGCUCGACAAACGGUACGACGACAAGUACGGCUCGGGUGAGUCCAGGGGAGGAAGGAAGAAACCUCAGGGCAUAAAAGCGAUCCUGUCAAAAGCAAAUAUCAUCUGCACCACGUGUAUCGGCGCGGGAAGCCAGGUUCUGCAGCAGAUGACGUUCCGCCGUGUGCUCGUAGACGAGGCGGCCCAGGCCACGGAGCCGGCGGUGCUGUGUGCCCUGUCUCACGGCUGUCAGCAGGUCUGUCUCAUCGGAGACGACCAGCAACUCCCGCCACUCGUACAGAGCGAGGAUGCACAGGAGCUGAAAAUAUCUCUGUUCGAAAGAUGGAGAGGACAGAGGUUACAGGUUCACCUUCUGGACACGCAGUACAGAAUGCAUCCGGCCAUGUCAGCUUUCCCAUCACAACAUUUCUAUAAUGGUCAGAUUAAAGAUGGUGUGGAGGCAUCUGCCAGAAGGCCGCCCUCUGGAUUCGAUUGGCCUAACCAAAAUAUGCCAGUCUCGUUUGUCAACGUUUCUUCUCGCGAGACAUCCCGUGGAACAUCCAAGUUUAAUGAUGAAGAGGUCAAGAUCGUCAUCGCCAUGACUGAACAGUUGCUUGAGGGGGGUGACAUACGGGAGGAUGACAUCGGUAUCGUGUCGCCCUACAAGGCACAGAUAAAAAAGGUCACAGAGGGCUUGGACCAAAACAUCGCCGUCCGGUCUGUAGAUGGCUUCCAGGGACAAGAACGUGAUGUCAUCAUUUUCUCUGCUGUCCGGGCCAAUGAGGGAGGAUACGUUGGGUUCCUAAACGAUCCCCGUCGAAUGAACGUGUUACUGACGAGAGCCAAGCGGGGGCUGAUUGUGGUGGGUGAUGGAAAGACCCUGGAGAAGGGAAGUGAUGACUGGAACAAGUGGAUUCAGUGGAUUCGGGAGAAUAAGCUGGAGCAGUUAAGGGCCGAAGGGACUGGGACUGGGCGUGGCAGGCAAUCUGGCACCAACCGCACACGAGGCCGUGGACAGAGGGGGAGAGGGUACAGGGGACGGGGUGCAGGCAGGGCCAGGCGUGGCAGGGGGAAUGGCUGGCAUCAGUCACAAAGCUAGUCAGUUUGUGAAGAAUUACAUUGUAUCAAUACUAUCAUUGCAAGCAUUGUGUUACAUAGCAACUAGGCUUAAGGUUAAGAUAUUUCUCUUUAAAAUGAUUGUAAAAUUAUAACUACAACAAAGUAAUCCAGAUUGCAGUAAGGAUAGGAUAUCACAAAUGUAAUAAUUUAAGAGUCUUCCAUCUUUUAUUUCUAUUACAGAAACAACAAAGGCCAAUCUAACUGUGAGAAAAUCAGCCGUGACAUUCUGUUCUGGUAUUUACUCCUUAACUGGCAAUACUUUCUGGUAAUGUUGAAGUUAAACAAUAUGAUAAACACAUGAUUUGUCAAAUUCAAGAAAAUCUCUGGUCUGGUCAUCUGGGUGGAAUGUCUUCCAUAUUUCUUGCUGCAAUCUUAAACAAAUAGCUUUGAAUAUAAAAAUGCCUAAGAAAAAACUAAUUUGGUAAAUCGUGUUAACACAUACAUAGACAAGCACACAAAC
Messenger RNA from Branchiostoma floridae (Florida lancelet), 6366 nucleotides. RefSeq lists its product as uncharacterized. The record is from RefSeq and is a predicted model, not a curated record. Gene Ontology annotation, molecular function: RNA-directed RNA polymerase activity; helicase activity. The transcript is spliced from 16 exons. The coding region runs from base 520 to 5886 and encodes 1788 amino acids. NCBI's taxonomy places the organism in Eukaryota, Metazoa, Chordata, Leptocardii, Amphioxiformes, Branchiostomatidae.